This is a messenger RNA of Cercopithifilaria johnstoni, 363 nucleotides long. NCBI's taxonomy places the organism in Eukaryota, Metazoa, Nematoda, Chromadorea, Rhabditida, Onchocercidae. The record is from the annotation of a GenBank genome assembly.
AUGACAAAAGGAAGCAAGUACCAUCCAUCCCUGUUGCCACCUACUACAACUACUACUACUAUCACCGAUGCUGCUGCUGCUGCUGCUCCUACUGCGAAUAGUGUAGGAAGUAGAGGAGGGCCAACCAAUGCCUCCCUACUGCUAGCAGACGACGCAUUGAUCGUAGAGCUGAGGCGCAAUAUACGUCAAAUAAUAUGUGGAUGCAAUUUAGGUGUACGUUUACAUCUAACCAUUCUGCCUAUAUGGGCUGAACUGAGUGAAGUGAACGGAAGUGAUAGACAUUUGAUGGUUGUACCUGAAAGGGACACUUCUACAGAUACUGCUAUCUUCAUUAUAGCCAGUUUGAAUAAUUAUCUUCAUUAA